AUGAAGCUUGCCAUGUUUUUUUUGAUUCUAUGUUGCGCAUUCUCAAUCAAUUUGGGCGCUGCAAAAAGGUUUGAGUAUGAUGGAAGUGAGUACCUUAACAUUAUUAACUACAACCACAGUCUUUUUCUUCUAAUUUUGUUUUCUAGAUUACCCUUACAUCAAUUCCUGGUUUACUGCCGUAAAUCCAAUCAAAUUCUUCAAGACAAAACUGGAAAUUGAAUGUUCUUAUAGCUUUUAUCUUGGCAAAGAAUGCGCAGCAAAUUGCACAGCCUCCCCGAUUAGUCCGACAUACGAUAACGAGUAGGUUUUAAAAAAAGUCAUCAACUCGCUAUCACUUUUACAGUAUCUACAACGCCGUACACACAAAGAACAUUUCUUCAAGAGAAUACAAAAUCCACACGUGUACGGGCGAUCAAUACCAAGGGUAUUUGGGGACCGACCUUACAAGUCCGGAUGGGAAUGCUACGUUUGAAACCAUAACGAAAGCCUACGGUCGUUUACCACUCGAUGCUCCAGGAGUUUUGGGAUUGAAUGGAAAUAGGGAUUUGAUGAUGAGGAAAAUAUUCAGCGAGAUGGGAAGAACCAAGCAAAUCAUCUUCAGAAGAGGUCCAUUUGUGCAGUAUUUGGUAAGAAAUAAAAAGUACAGGGUGUUCCAUCUUUGAAAAGUUUCAAAGUAAAGGCUAUUUGAAUCUAUGGCUUGAACCCAUCUAUCGGCAAGUUGUGCUCUCCCGCUGCGGUAACAAUCCUUGUUCAUUUCAGGCCGACAAUUUUAACAACCGAAAACAGUGAAAGAAAAUAUUAGUUUUUUUUGGCUGCAACUUUUUACUGUAGUUUACUGAAAAGUUGUACCAUAUUUGGUAUUAAACAAAAUGGGAGAUCGUGAGGAUUCAGGUAAAAAAGGAAUCUUACAAUUUGGCUGAAAAUUGAAGAAGUUAUAGCCAGUUCAAAUCGGGCCAUAAAGAUGGAACACCCUGUACAAAAGUCCUUGCUUUAACAGUUCAAACCGUAUCCUGCAGUUUCCCUUGUCUGUAAUUUUCAAUCAUCUUGCAAAAAAAAAAUUGUUGGCUUUCUGUAGCUGUUUCCUACAUAUUUUUAGCCAACUAGUGUGCGCCUGAAUCCCAAAGGCGUUUUCAGUACGGGCGCGGAAACUUUGGACGGCUGCGGCAACUUCACUUAUUUCCCAACGAUUCGAAAUCGAGGAUGGAGGAUCAAGGCAGGGUGAGAAAUUGCGCAACAGUUUUUACAAGCCUAUUGAAUUGUCAUCAAAUUUAAUUUUAGUAUAAAACUUGCCGAUGAGGUGUUCCACAAUCGAACAGUUGAAUUCUCUCUCGAUUCCUUAACCACGAUCCCGAUAGAAGUCUACAAAAAGUACUUCAGGAAUGCCCAAUUCCUUGGUGACCUCCCAAAUUUGGCAUUGAUUACUGGCAACGGAGAAUUUCCGAUCAAUUCCACCAACUUCGCGCAGUACAAAAACAAGUAUCGCGACGUGCUUUCCGCGUACGCUCGAUCUCAACUAUUCGAAAGGUCCACUUUCGUUUUGGGGGACAAUUUCCUCAGCGAUUACUGUAUUGCGCUGAGGGCUACUGAUGCAGAAAUUUCUGAAUUUGAGAUCGGAUUGGCGUCUGCAAUAGAGAUUGAGCGGGAUCCGAAAUGGGAAAAGAAUAUACCUCCGGCAAGAGAUGACGAAGGUGGAAGUGGAGAUGGAGGAAAAGGUGGUGAUUCAGCGAGCACUGCAGCCUUGAAUAUCAUGUUGGUUGUUGCCUUGUACUUGGGAGUUGCUGCAUAA
Bursaphelenchus xylophilus (pine wood nematode) is the source of this 1786-nucleotide messenger RNA. Lineage: Eukaryota; Metazoa; Nematoda; Chromadorea; Rhabditida; Aphelenchoididae. The record is from the annotation of a GenBank genome assembly.